AUGAAUAAUACAUCGACAAAUUUCAGCGAUAAUUAUGAAGUUAAAGAGGAGCUUGGAAAAGGUGCAUUUUCGGUUGUGAGGCGAUGUGUGCAGAAACGAACUGGCAUGGAAUUUGCUGCAAAAAUUAUUAAUACGAAGAAACUCUCAGCACGAGAUUUUCAAAAACUAGAAAGAGAAGCUCGAAUAUGUCGCAAACUGCAGCAUCCAAAUAUUGUUCGUCUUCACGACAGCAUUCAGGAAGAAGCUUUUCAUUACCUUGUCUUUGAUUUAGUGACCGGUGGUGAAUUAUUUGAAGACAUUGUUGCCAGAGAAUUUUACAGUGAAGCUGAUGCAAGUCAUUGCAUACAACAAAUCCUUGAAUCAAUCGCUUAUUGUCACUUGAAUAAUGUGGUACACAGAGAUCUCAAGCCAGAAAAUCUCUUAUUGGCGAGUAAAGCAAAAGGUGCAGCUGUAAAAUUAGCGGAUUUUGGUCUAGCAAUUGAAGUACAAGGAGACACAGAAGCAUGGUUUGGAUUUGCAGGCACACCGGGAUAUCUUUCACCUGAAGUUUUGAAGAAGGAUCCGUAUGGUAAACCUGUUGACAUUUGGGCAUGUGGAGUUAUCCUUUAUAUUCUCCUCGUUGGCUAUCCACCAUUUUGGGACGAGGAUCAGCAUCGUUUAUAUGCUCAAAUAAAAGCAGGUGCUUAUGAUUAUCCAAGCCCUGAAUGGGAUACAGUUACUCCCGAAGCUAAAAAUCUGAUUGACAGCAUGUUAACGGUUAAUCCAAAAAAGCGCAUAACAGCAGAACAAGCAUUGAAAGUUCCGUGGAUUUGCAAUCGUGAGCGUGUUGCAUCGGUGAUGCAUCGUCAGGAUACAGUCGAUUGUUUGAAGAAGUUUAACGCUAGGCGGAAAUUAAAGGUAUUUUUAGAGAAAAAUUAG
This is a messenger RNA of Thelazia callipaeda (thelaziosis nematode), 918 nucleotides long. Lineage: Eukaryota; Metazoa; Nematoda; Chromadorea; Rhabditida; Thelaziidae. The record is from the annotation of a GenBank genome assembly.